Messenger RNA from Symbiodinium natans, 1350 nucleotides. The record is from the annotation of a GenBank genome assembly. NCBI's taxonomy places the organism in Eukaryota, Dinophyceae, Suessiales, Symbiodiniaceae.
AUGCGUGAUCACACUUGUCAUGGGGAUCCGCAUGGUGAUCCCUCAGGUGCCCGACCUGCUGGCGAUAGGGUGCCGUCGAUGCGGUCGCUGGCGGAAGGCCCGGAAGAUGAUCAGCCAGGUUCAGCUGCAGAAAGACAAGGUGGUUCGGGAAGAGUGACUCCACUCAUGGCUGAAGAGGAAGAUCUCAAGAACCUGUACGUGAAUCCAGAGUUCAGCUCUCAGCAACUUUUGGUCAUGCGACUGCAAGACGCCUGCACUAGCUUCAAGCUUCGAAGGCUUCGAGCGCUGCUAUUCAACACUUCCCCGAGUAUCUGGCAGAAACAUCACCGAGGUUCCGGUUGGCAGAAGGAUUUGCUGGCCGAGAUUGCUGUGACAGCAAGCCUUGCCAUGAUCUUCGGCCCAGCCCUACCUCUGCUGAAUGUUCUUGCUGCCGUGUCUUGCUUCACGCGCUACCUGGUGGACUGGUACGUGUUCUUGCGCCACUCGCGACGUCCUCCCAUGUACGAUGAGACCAUCGCACGCGUUUGCGUUGAUCAGCUGCUCUGGGGCCUGGUCCUCCGUUCCGCUACCAGUAUUCUGGUGUGGGUGGAUCCGAUCCUCUUCAUGUCCGAUGUGGCGGGAUGCAGUGUCUCUGAAAGCGACGACAAUGCCCUGCGGGAGAAGUACUUCAUGGAGAACUUCCGUAUGAUCGAGAUGUUUUUCAAUCCGACCUGCAAUCCGACAGCUUGGUUCUUUGGCUUCCUGCCGGGCCUCUCCGCCGUCGGCUGCUUGCUCGUGCUGCCGAACCUCACUAUCUUGAGGUCGCUCUUCUUGGUCCUGUGCAGGCGUUGUCGAUCAAAGACUGGCUACCUCUACGAUGAAGUCGUGCAGGCGCGCAUGCAGCGGAGGCUGGUUCCGUCCUAUCAGCCAAGGGUACACCCAGCGUACCAGUCUGCCUUCAAGCUCAUGGACCUGACUGCUAACUUCAAUGAGCAGGGGCUGAGCGAUAGCUCCGAGAGCCAUGCUUCCACGGACCUGGCAUCGGAAGAAGGUGAGGAGCAUGAGGACAACGCCUUGGCUGCGACCAUCUUUGGAAAAGACUAUGCGAGCAUGGAUCACUUCAAGCGGGAGAAGGCCGAAAGGAAAGCAAGGAAGAAGGAGAAGAAGGAGAAGAGCGGAGAGGAGGGCGACAAGAAGCACAAAAAGAGAAGGAAGAGCAAGAGCACGGACCCUUUCAUGGACGAUGAGGUGAAUCCGUAUGAUGCUGGAGCAAGUGACAAGCACAAGAAGAAAAAGAAAGAGAAGGGGAGCAAGAAGGACCAGGCCCAGUUUUCUGAAGCAAAGGAACUGGCAGGUCUCGUCGACUUCUGA